GGAUCCAGUGCUGGGCGAAGUCGAAGAUGAUCCAAUCAGGGGAGGCUCUCUCCAGGAAACGAGUCACCUCUGUUUCCAUGCCAUCCAUGGCUUCUUUGAGGUAAGGCAUCUCCUCCGCGUUCUCCUAUCUCAGUCCAUCGACGCGAGGAAGCGGGAUCUUGACCAUGGCUAUGGAGGAUUCCAGGCCGGGUGGAAGCUGGGGAAGGCGAUCUAUGUUCUGAGGAGUGGAAAUGAAGGAGAUUUUGUGACCCUUUGCUGCUAUGGACUUGGAGAGCUCCAGGAAUGGGGUGAUAUGCCCAAAAGCAAGCCAUGGAAACAUAACUAUAUGAAGCUCCUUCUUCUGCUGCUUGAUGGAGGCCAUAAAGUCGCACCCAAUGACUCCUUGUCUUCUAGUCUCGUUAAGCACACAGUUUUACUCUUUUU
This is a messenger RNA of Cuscuta epithymum, 423 nucleotides long. Lineage: Eukaryota; Viridiplantae; Streptophyta; Magnoliopsida; Solanales; Convolvulaceae. The record is from the annotation of a GenBank genome assembly.